GUUUUACCCAAUUUUUUUUCUUCUGUCUUACUGAAUCUUCAGAGUGUUUCCUUCUGACAGUGAUGGCGUAUGAUAGAUAUCUGGCAAUCUCUAACCCAUUACGUUACAACUCUAUAAUGAACUAUGCAGUAUGCAUUCAGUUAGUCACAAUAUCUUGGCUGUUAGGUUUUUUAUUUUCAAUAAAUGCUACAAUUGCAAUAUUCAGACUAGAUUUUUGUGGUCCUAAUGUCAUUGACCAUUUUUUUUGUGAUCUUACUCCGUUGUUAAAACUUGCUUGCUCAGACAUCUCUCAUGUUCGCAUACAAAAUCUUAUAACUGGAGUUCCCAUCUUAGUUUUACCAUUAAUAUUAAUCACAGUGUCAUAUGUAUACAUUGUCCAGGCUGUACUUAAGAUUUCAUCCAGAAGUGGAAGGAGGAAAGCCUUUUCCACAUGCAGCUCCCAUCUGACUGUGGUUUCUAUAUUCUACGGGACAUUAAAUGCAAGUUACAUGGUUCCAGCCAAUGGAGAUUCAUUGAAUGUCAAUAAACUGGUUUCCUUGUUAUACACUGUGGUGACACCAAUGAUUAAUCCAAUCAUAUACAGUCUAAGGAAUAAUGAUAUCAAAGAAGCCAUUAAAAUGUGUUAA
Messenger RNA from Pelobates fuscus (common spadefoot toad), 626 nucleotides. Its product is annotated as olfactory receptor 5P6-like. The record is from RefSeq and is a predicted model, not a curated record. Gene Ontology annotation, molecular function: olfactory receptor activity. Lineage: Eukaryota; Metazoa; Chordata; Amphibia; Anura; Pelobatidae. Gene Ontology annotation, biological process: G protein-coupled receptor signaling pathway. The transcript has a single exon. Gene Ontology annotation, cellular component: membrane. Bases 63 to 626 code for a protein of 187 amino acids.